This is a messenger RNA of Cajanus cajan (pigeon pea), 519 nucleotides long. The record is from RefSeq and is a predicted model, not a curated record. NCBI's taxonomy places the organism in Eukaryota, Viridiplantae, Streptophyta, Magnoliopsida, Fabales, Fabaceae.
AUGAAGGUGCCACCCACUAAGAGCUUACCGUAUCCUCAUGCACCUUCAAGAAGGGAUAAGGAGAGGCAAUAUGCUCGGUUCUUAGAGAUUUUCAAGACCUUGCAAAUUAACAUUCCGUUCUCCGAGGCAUUAGAGCAAAUGCCUACAUAUGCCAAGUUCAUGAAAGAGCUCCUCACCAAGAAGAGAAAGUAUUUUGAAGAGGAGACCAUUACAUUGGAGGCGGGGUGUAGUGCCAUUAUUCAGAAGAUGUUGCCAACAAAGUCCAAGGACCCUGGUAGUUUCACUCUUCCAGUCACUAUUGGGAGUUUAGCUAUUGGGAAGGCUUUACUUGAUUUGGGGGCUAGCAUCAAUCUUAUGCCCUUAUCUAUGCUUCAGAGGAUUGGUGGUUUGGAAGUGAAGCCAACUCGCAUGACUUUGCAGUUGGCUGAUCGAUCUGUGAAGUAUCCUCAUGGCAUUGUGGAGGAUGUUCUGGUGAAGGUGGACCGUUUCUUGUUUCCCGCUCGUGGUGAUGGAUAUUGA